AUGCUCAGGCUGGAGCAGGUGCGCCUCUUCCCAGACUCGUGGCGGCAGGUUGGGAACGUCUCCCACGGGCUCAGGGUCCUUGUGGAGGCGCUUCCGCUGCGAAGCUUGGCGCUGAGCUCGCCGCGCUCCGAGCGCCAAAGAGGGACAUGCGCAUGGCCGCACUUGGUCGCAUCCUCCCACCAUAUCCCACCGAUUGAUUUUGCUUCUCAAGGCGGUUGCCCCUGGAGCCAGGAGACGAGGCAUGCUUUGGAUGUGAUGCAUGAUGUUGCAUGUAUCGUGCUGCUCAAUCAGGGGCGGACGUGUCCAGCGACCAGUGCUCAGGCUCGAGGCGUGAGCGCCUCGAACAUGCUGCAGCUCGUGGCUGAGCUCCCUGGCGUCUUUCGGAGAGGAGAGGCUGCUUCAUCGUCUUUGCCAUCGACGACGCGGCGCCUCUUUGAGGACCCUGGCGAGGAGUGUACCUACCGCCUGCGGAGGCUGGAGGACCUGGCGGCCGAGCUGAAAGAGGGCUGGAAACCUGUCGCUGUCGACGGACUCACUGGACCCAAGCCUGCCAAACAUUGGCACGACUCUGAGUCUGAUUUCCUGCGGACAGUGCCAGACAAGGGCCUGGAGCUGCACCAUGUUUGGACACGCGCCUGGGAGUUUUGCCAACCUGCGGAUGAGGAGCGGGUGCGAGAGAUGGCCCUUCAAGCGAUUUGCCGCCGGUUUGCGGGAGGCGAGGGCUGGCUGCGGGAGCGCCUCGCAGACCUGAAGCCCCAACCAAAAGACAUGGUGAUCUUCUUGCCCGUGCUCCGAGCAGAGCUGGAGAAGCUGAAAGUGGUGCUGGCCGCUGUGACCGCCGGAUCCUCGGGCGCCGAAGCUCUCGCAGCCAAGGCCUUGGCCAAUCAAAGCAAGGCCGAGGCCCGGUGCGCGGCCGCCGCGGCGAGCGUCACGUCACUGGCCCAGCGAGGCCCGCGGCAGCAAGCGGCACAAAAGGCACAACCGGCACCACUCCGCCACGCGGAGCUCCGGGCGCCCAGGGCGGCCAGUGUGCCCAGCUCACACUUGCCGCCGACAUCUCCCAGCUCCCCUCAGCCGCCCAUCCAACCGCCAUCUUCGGCUGUGGAGGGCAUCCAGCGCUGGGUGGAGAGCGUGCGGCAGACGGGAUCGGUGGCCGCGAGUAGCAAUGACAGAGAUUGGCGCCGGCAGCUCGAUGUGCUUCGCGCGGGCCUCACAGGGACGAAGGCGGUCUGCUUGAGCCCUGAGAAAGCGGAGAAAAGCUCCAGACUCCCGAGCCUCCCCAGCCGACGCAACUCCUCGGCUUCGAAUCUGGAGGAGUGUCCGAUUUGCUUGGAGCCACUCCGGCCGCAGAAGCAGAUGCUGGUGCCGCUGAUCCCUCUUCCAUGCGGCCACUCCUUUCACGUCCCAGUGGCUGCAGAAGUGUCCACGAUGCCCAAUGUGCAGGCAUUCGCCAUUCAUGCGCUAGACCAAGCGCGUGGUUUUCGAAUGAGGUCCUUGUCGCUGUUCGCUCCACUCACAAACAGUUUCCUUGCAGCGAAGCUGUGGGGCACCUGGAGGUGCUUGCGGCACCUGUGGUUGGGCCCGCACAAGCUCAUGCAGAAAGGAGUUUCCCAGGAGUGUCUGAUUGACGACGAGGGAUUGCAGUCAGUCGUGGAGACCUGCUACAUGCUGCGGGACUUCACGGUGGCCUCCCACCACAUCACUGAUGCUGGGGUUCGAUUGGUCCUUUUGGCGUGCCGUGAGCUCUGUCGGCUUCGAUGUGGUGGCUGUGGAAUUACAGACACCUCCUUGCAGUUCCUGGCAACGUUAACGCAGCCACGGCUGGAACGUUUCUCGCUGUGGUUCUCAGGUGUCACCUCUCAUGGGCUGCAUCAAGCCGAAGUCGACAUGCCUUGGACAUACUUCGAUGUGGACAUCUGUUGA
This is a messenger RNA of Symbiodinium natans, 1923 nucleotides long. Lineage: Eukaryota; Dinophyceae; Suessiales; Symbiodiniaceae. The record is from the annotation of a GenBank genome assembly.